AUGACUCAGCGAACUAGGAGCGUGGGGGGUCAGAACAAACUCCUCUCCAAGAUACAGAUACAGUUCGAAAAAAAUUUCUCACCUCAGCACCCUCUGGCGAGUUACGAAGAUUAUGGUGGUGUCGCCGCCCAGGAUGAAGACUUUGGCGGAGCACACCUCUCCAUCCGGGACCGCCAGGGCAACGCCAUAUCCGUAACUGCGGGCUUAAACCACGAGUUCGGCUGCAAAUACUGGACCAGCUCGGGAAUCUUGCUGAACAGCUACAUGAACGCUUUCUCGAAUCCAAGUGGAGCAUACUCGAAGCCUCCUUCGAGUACAAACCUGAUGCUGGCAGGCAAGCAGCCCCUCACCUCCAUGAUGCCGUCCGUGAUCACCAACACCACCGGCGGCAGACACAUGCUGCACGCCGUCUUCGGCAGCAGCGGAGGGACGGCCGGUAUUUCAGCGAUGGCUCAGGCUAGUUUACUGUACAAGAUGGGUCACACGGUGGAAGAGCGGACCGUGUUCACGUCGAGCGCCACAGCGAUCGUGACUACGGCUCGAAACUCGUGGAUGGCGCCUGUGGAUACCGAGCACACAGACGGCAGCACUGCGGGUUUCCAUUACGAGCAUCCCGUCAUCAAGAACGACAGGCUUGAUUGAUCUCACAAACGAACUCCCGC
This is a messenger RNA of Rhipicephalus microplus (southern cattle tick), 662 nucleotides long. Its product is annotated as glutathione hydrolase 1 proenzyme-like. Gene Ontology annotation, cellular component: plasma membrane. NCBI's taxonomy places the organism in Eukaryota, Metazoa, Arthropoda, Arachnida, Ixodida, Ixodidae. Gene Ontology annotation, molecular function: glutathione gamma-glutamate hydrolase. The record is from RefSeq and is a predicted model, not a curated record. Gene Ontology annotation, biological process: glutathione catabolic process.